Messenger RNA from Gymnodraco acuticeps, 1175 nucleotides. Its product is annotated as zinc finger protein 239-like. Lineage: Eukaryota; Metazoa; Chordata; Actinopteri; Perciformes; Bathydraconidae. Bases 100 to 834 code for a protein of 244 amino acids. Gene Ontology annotation, biological process: negative regulation of transcription by RNA polymerase II; regulation of cytokine production; regulation of immune system process. The transcript is spliced from 2 exons. The record is from RefSeq and is a predicted model, not a curated record.
GCUGUUAAGCUACUUCUUAGCUGUAGAUUGGUUUUGUGUUGACUGUAGUGUUAAUACUUAUUUCAGAGACCCAGCAGGAGAAGGAGCACUGAGAGCAGCAUGGAGGAGAACAAAGAGACCCCCAGAACUCAGAAACAGAGAAGAAGAAAGGAACCCAAACUUUUCAGCUGUGACCAAUGUGGGAAAUAUUUCACUACAUCAAGUGGACUUCAAAUCCAUUGUCCUAUUCACACUGGAGAGAAACUAUACAGCUGUGACCAGUGUGGGAAAACAUUUUCUCAACGUGGUAACCUGAAAGUCCACCAACGAAUCCACACUGGAGAGAAACCAUACUGGUGUGAAGAGUGUGGGAAAACGUUCACUACAUCAAGUCAACUCACAAUCCAUCAUCCUAUUCACACUGGAGAGAAACCACACAGCUGUGAAGAGUGUGGGAAAACAUUUACUACAUCAAGUCACCUCACAAUCCAUCGUCGUAUUCACACUGGAGAGAAACCAUACUGGUGUGAAGAGUGUGGGAAAACGUUCACUACAUCAAGUCACCUCACAAUCCAUCGUCCUAUUCACACUGGAGAGAAGCCAUACUGGUGUGAAAAGUGUGGGAAAACUUUCACUGCAUCAAGUCACCUUACAAUCCAUAGUCGUAUUCACACUGGAGAGAAACCAUACUGGUGUGAAGAGUGUGGGAAAACCUUUUCUCGAAGUGAUAUACAUAAAAUCCACGAACGCACUCACACUGGAGAGAAACCAUUUAGCUGUGACCAGUGCAACAAAGCUUUCACAAGAUCUUGGUAUCUUAAAGUCCACCAGCGCACUCACUUUGCCUCCAUCUGAUCCUUUUCUGAGUGAAGCUAGCAUUCCCCCUGCUUUCUCCAAAUGUAAAGCUGACAAACAGUGACUUUACGUUCUAAUUAACAUGUUUUUUAUGACUACAUUCAGACCUCCCAAAAUCCUGCUGUUCUCACACACAAUUAGCUCUAUAUGAGAGUGCUCUUGUUAAUACAAAUGUUUUUUUAUUUACAUAGAGCAGCUUUAUACUGUUGAACUUAACAAUGAUCUGUCUACCAGCAGACUGUAGAUGAGACGUUUAGGGAACAUCUGCAAAUAGAAGCAUCUCUGGGAUCUUUUACAUACUUCCUAAUCAAUUAUCCGUUAUGUCUGCAGUUGCAAUUUUA